Penicillium alfredii is the source of this 1197-nucleotide messenger RNA. Its product is annotated as glycoside hydrolase family 64 protein. The record is from RefSeq and is a predicted model, not a curated record. The transcript has 2 exons. Bases 1 to 1197 code for a protein of 398 amino acids. NCBI's taxonomy places the organism in Eukaryota, Fungi, Ascomycota, Eurotiomycetes, Eurotiales, Aspergillaceae.
AUGGCAACCUUGAACUUCGAGCUGAAGAACCAGACCGCUUCAGAAAAUGUCUAUGCCUACAUUACUGGACAGGCGCUCGACAAUAAUAAUGCGCUCUUCCUUUUGAAAACCGACGGCAAGACGCCCUACUAUCCGACGUCGCCGUCGAGCACCAUUUCAGACCUGACGGAAGACUGCGCCAUCCACCUGGGCACUCCCGGGAGCACGACGACAGUAACGAUCCCGCACCUGGCGGGCGCGCGACUGUGGUUCGUCCGCGACGGCAAGCUGACGUUCUAUCUGAACCCGGGCCCAGCACUGGUCGAGCCCUCGCCAUCCAACACGACAGAUCCCAACUACAACCUGUUCUGGGACUUUUGCGAGUUCACGUGGAACGACGCCCAGCUCUACGUGAACAUCACCUACGUGGAUUUCGUGUCACUGCCCAUCGCACUGACCCUGACCAACGCCGCCGGCGAGAACAAGACCGUGCCGGGACUGCCGGCCAACGGCCUCGACACCAUCUGCAGCGAGCUGCAGGCACAGCAUGCCCGAGACAACGUCGGCUGGGACAAGCUGGUCGUCACCAAUGAGAACGGCGCCAACCUGCGCGCCCCCUACGUCGACCAGGUUUGGUCCAAGUACACCGGCGCGACCUUGACCGUCAAUACGCAGGCUGCCGCCGGCGACGUCACGGGCAGCGUGGUGAAUGGAAAGCUGACGUUCUCGCCGGGGAACAUCGCAUACGACCAGCCGUCCACGGCAGACGUCUUCAGCAACAGCUCUGGUGCCUUUGCCGUGUCCGGGGACCCUACCAAGGAUGCCGUGACUGCGCGUCUGGCUGCCGCGUUGAAUCGGACCACGCUGCUAUCUAACCCCAUUCAGCCCAACGGCGAGAAUGUCGCCGACUACUACCAGGGCGCGGUCACCAACCACUUCUCGCGUAUUUGCCAUGAAGUUACCAUCGGCGGCAGUGGAUACGCCUUUCCCUACGAUGAUGUGGCUCCGUCCGAUGGGGCCGACCAGUCCGGCAGCGCCUUUGAUGCCAACCCGAAACUGCUGACGGUUACUGUGGGCGGCGGCGCUGUUGGCAGUAACUUGAAUCAGAACUCUGCCGACCACGCAAAUAUCCCUCCAGCGCAGGGUGAUCCCGGAGACGUGGAAAAGAAAAGCCGGCUCCACGGUUUGAAGAAGUUGGUUCAUAAAUUCUCGCACUAG